Molecule: messenger RNA, 1290 nt
Organism: Musca vetustissima
Lineage: Eukaryota; Metazoa; Arthropoda; Insecta; Diptera; Muscidae
Gene: Ctu2
Product: cytoplasmic tRNA 2-thiolation protein 2
Exons: 1
Coding region: 1-1290 (429 amino acids)
Biological process (GO): tRNA wobble position uridine thiolation
Cellular component (GO): cytosol
Molecular function (GO): sulfurtransferase activity; tRNA binding
Source: RefSeq, a predicted model, not a curated record
AUGUGCAGCAUUGGUGAAGAUGACUUUGGGGAUGAGGGUGGAGUUCAUUCUAUGGUACCUGAUGUAAAGCGUGACGAAUCACAAUCAUCCAUUGAAACUGAACGUUUGUGCAAUAAAUGUAAACAACCUGGAGCUGCAUAUAAACUGGCAUUCCGUGAACCAGAAUGUAAGGAUUGCUUCCUCAACUAUGUACGACAUAAAUUUCGUGCAGCAUUGGGCUCCUCCAAAGUGUUACCCAAGAAUGCCAAUGUCCUGCUAGUGUUUGAUGGUAGUGCACAGUCUUUGGUGCUUUUGGAUAUGCUACAUCAUGCUCAGACUCAGAAUACGUUUAAGAGAUUGCAUUGCAAUGCAACAGUUCUUUAUAUAGAUGAUUAUGCAGUGAACGGGGAGGACGACAAGGAUUAUGAAAAGCUAUUGCGAGAUGUACAAAAGACCUGUGGAACAUAUGAACAUUUUGAAUGUUUCCUACUGCCAUUGGUGAAGGCGGAUUAUGUUAAGGAUUUAAUCUUUGAUUUGAAAUUGUUGGAGGAAAAUUACUUUUCAACAGUGGCUAAACAAAAAUUGGAUUUUAAAGGGGCAGUAGAUUGUCUGAAAUCCUUAACAUCCCGACAAGAUUUCAUCAAACAUUAUCGAAGUAAAAUUAUUGCCCUUGCUGCAAAGCACUUUCAAUGUCAAUUUGCCUUUAAGGCAGAUAUAAGUUCAGAUUUAGCCUCAGAUCUGUUGGCAGCCAUUGCUUUGGGUAGGGGAGGCAGUGCUGCAUUGGAUGUUGCCUUGGUGGAUAAUCGUCUAGAUGAUGAUAUUAAAAUUGUAAGGCCUCUCAAAGACCUAACCGAAGAGGAAAUUGGUUUGUAUAUAAAAGCUCAAAAUCUCCCAUUACUGGAUCAUCGGAUAUAUGGCAAUGAUUGUGGACCCUCGGCAAGUUUGCAAAAUCUCACCAAGUCAUUUGUUAAAGAUUUACAACAGAAUUAUUCAUCGACGGUAUCGACAGUGUUUCGUACCGGUUCUAAAAUAGCCUCACAAAUUGGAGAUGAUAAUAAUAAAACGGAAGGAUGUUGUAAAUUUUGUAAAUCCCCUUUGGAUUAUCAGGAUUCGACGACAUUAUUGGCUAUUGAAUUUUCUCGCAUUGUUUCGGAAUGUGGUAUUAAAACCGAGGAUGAUACGUCGGAGUUAAGUAUGGAAGCCCAAAAACAUGUUGCUGGUGAUAUUGAGGGCUGUGAUUUGACACAGAUGUGUCAUGCCUGUCGUAAUAUUUAUGCAGAUUCAAAUAACAAUGACAUUUUGUUACAAUAA